This is a messenger RNA of Ixodes scapularis (black-legged tick), 6814 nucleotides long. It is a transcript of the gene Blimp-1, whose product is annotated as PR domain zinc finger protein 1. Gene Ontology annotation, molecular function: DNA-binding transcription repressor activity, RNA polymerase II-specific; RNA polymerase II cis-regulatory region sequence-specific DNA binding; histone deacetylase binding. Gene Ontology annotation, cellular component: nucleus; cytoplasm. Bases 52 to 2667 code for a protein of 871 amino acids. Gene Ontology annotation, biological process: cell fate commitment; regulation of transcription by RNA polymerase II. The transcript has 4 exons. The record is from RefSeq and is a predicted model, not a curated record. Lineage: Eukaryota; Metazoa; Arthropoda; Arachnida; Ixodida; Ixodidae.
GGAGAGGAACAGACCGGAGCUCAUGGUCCCCGCCUGGCCUUGACCGCCACUAUGGACGCCGUACCGGCCUUCGCGGUUCCUCUUGACCUACACACCGUCGCGGAGUCCGUCGAUGAUGUGCAUAUGAUGGAAGAUGGAUCCGUGGACCUCAGCAGCCUGCGGGAGGAAGACUUCGAGCAUCUGGCGGUGUACCAAGUACGAGACCAGCCAUGCGAGGAAGGACAGACCAACAGGGCCGAGGCCUCCCUGCCCAGAAACCUGCUGCUCAAGCCCUCGCAGACACUCAGCGACGUGCUGGGUGUCUGGAGCACGGACUACAUCCCACGGGGGACGCGCUUCGGUCCCCUGACGGGAGAAAUUUACCAGAAGGACGCGGUGCCGGCGAACGCCAACCGCAAGUACUUCUGGCGGGUGUACGAUGGGUCCGAGUCCUUCUACUACGUAGACGGCUUCGACGUCAGCAAGGCCAAUUGGAUGCGCUACGUGAACCCGGCUUACUCGAGCGAGAACCAGAACCUGGUAGCUUGCCAGGUCAAGCAGGACAUCUACUUCUAUACCAUCAAGCCCAUCUACCCCAACCAGGAGCUCCUGGUCUGGUACUGCCGGGAGUUUGCGGAGCGGCUCAGCUACCCUGUCACUGGAGAGCUCAUGCUCCAGAGGAUACGAGAGCAACUGCAGCCCGCGGACAAAGACGACUCCUACUACUCCCGGCCGCACCAGCUGACGCCGCCCGAGGGCAGCACUCGCAGCGACGAGGGCUACCACAGCAAUGGCGGGCCCGAGGACGGGCUCACGCCCCCCGAGGACAGCAGCGACAGCGACAGCGAAAACUACGUGCUCGACUUCAGUGUCAACGCCAAGCGAAAGCAGCCCGCAAGUGGCGCCGGAGCGGACAAGGCGGAAGCUGACAAGCGAGAGGACAAGCGCGAGUCGGCCGCUGUCGCUGCGGAACAGCCGGAGAAACCGCCGCAGAAUGAGUUUCGGAAGGUCAAGAUCAAGAUGCCCAAGGCGUACCACUACCGCAGUGGCGGCGGCGCGGGUGCCUCCACGACGCCACCUCCGGCGGUUACGACCACCAAUGAGAACCCGAGCCCCAACAGCACCAGCUCUCCGGGCGGUGGUGCGCACAAGGAGGACGAGAAGCGACCGGGUGGACUGCGUGAGCCAGGGAGUCCCAAGUAUCCCAGCGUGCCCCGGUUUACUGAGGACGUUCUGGAACGCAGCGCUAGCUCGGCCUUUUCUACCUACGAGGGCAUGGGCCAGAGGAUCUCCCCGCAGAGUCCCAAGGGUCCUCCGGCUCCCGGCAUCCUCGAGAACCUCCUUCUGCAGCGGUACCAGGAUCGCGGCGCAGCCGACGGCAGCCCUGCGCUGCGCAGAGAAUCGCUCAAGGAGCCUGUGCGUGUCAUCGUGUCGAACGAGGUGUCGCCGCCCGCCGCUCCCGACUCGAACACAUCGGGCGAGGGUAACCACCCGCCGCUCAUCUUCCCGCAUAAGAAGAGCAUACGCUUCUUACCGAGUGGAAACAGCCCCGAGAUGCACAGUCCCGACUCGACGGACAAAGCGCACCAGCAGCCCGCAGUGUCUUCGGCUGUGGGCCCAGGGUACGGCGUGCCUGGCACUGUGCCGGCCAACUAUCUCUACAUGAACGGCAUUGCGCCUAUGUUUUCGCCGGCCCACUUCAACAUGUACGCGUACUCCGUGCCCGAGACUGUGCAUUCGUCGCUGGCGUCUCCAUCAGCGGGGAUGUCGCCCUACCCGAAGUUACCCGAGUUUGGCGGCGGCCACCACGCGCCGCAUCAUCCGAUGCUGCCAUUACCCGUGGACAAACCGUCCGGCAGCAAUUCGCCGGGGGCCAACCGACCAUACUCCCCCGGCAGCAAUCCGAGGGGUUACCGCUCUCUUCCAUACCCGCUCAAGAAGAAGGACGGCAAGAUGCAUUACGAGUGCAACAUCUGCUACAAGACGUUUGGGCAACUUUCUAACCUAAAGGUGCACUUACGUACACAUUCCGGCGAGCGACCCUUCACGUGUUCCGUCUGCGGCAAGACGUUCACGCAGCUGGCUCAUCUUCAGAAACACCAUCUCGUCCACACGGGUGAGAAGCCGCACCAGUGCGACGUCUGCAAGAAGCGGUUCAGCAGCACCAGCAACCUCAAGACGCACCUGCGGUUACACUCUGGCCAGAAACCCUACGCGUGCGAUCUUUGCCCGGCCAAGUUUACGCAGUUCGUGCAUCUCAAGCUGCACAAGCGGCUUCACACAAAUGAGCGACCGUACACGUGCCAGACGUGCAAAAAGAAGUACAUAAGCGCUUCCGGCCUGAGGACCCACUGGAAAACCACGUCCUGCCAGCCCAACAUGGUUCUUGACAUGGAGCUGGACAAGAGCUCCAACGGCUACGACUACUCCCAGAUGGACCUACCGUCGCCGACGGGGGUCGACCCUUCCAGGCACCACGGCAUGUCUCUGGGGCUCCUGGGGCCCGGUAGUCCCGAGGAGGAGGACUACCCGCAUCACAUGCUCCACCAUCAGGGCACCAGGGACGACUACCCGCCGUUCGUCAGGACGCACCUCGAGCCCAAGUCGACUUCGAGUAGCGGGCCUUCGUCUCCUGACGACGACCUCUCCAAGAAGUGCCACCCGACGCCGGACAGAGACAAAGAGUGACGCGCAAUGGUGCCGCUGUUCGCGCAGACUCUGUACAGGAAAUCUCGCGCCAGGUGCACGGUUCGUACGCGCCCCUUCUUUCGCCGGUCUUCCAAAGACCUUAUUUAUUUAUCGCGCGACUGCGAAGGAGAGGUCUGCAGGCCGGUCCAUUUCCAUCGACCCCACCAUACACGCACACACACAAACAUUCCAGGCGCGUGCCCCUUCCCUUGGCCCCUCUGGCAACCGCAGCUAGCCGCCGGUCGGUUGGCGCGUGUCUUCCCCUGGAAACCCACCGAAAUAUUGACGGGAAGCGCUGAACAUCCGCCACGAGCGACACCUGUCACCGACGAGCGAAAGGAGCGAUUGCACUGCGUGCACAAGGCUUGAUGGCGAGUGCACCCCGUGUACUCGUCAUCCAGACCGGCUCUUGGUAAUGCGCUAAAAAGGAAUGCUAAUUUUGUAACUAAACGAACAAUUUGUUUCAAGACUCAUUGAUUAGGGCGUGAUAUUCUUUGAACUGAUAUUGGUACUAUAGCCUCGAGAUUUGAGCAAGUGAGGUACCAAAAAUCAGAACGGAAGCUGUUUUGAUGUUGUCUUCCGAACCUGCCUUUUUUUUAAAUCAAAUCCCUGCGCAAGUAUUGCUUUUUGAUCUGAUUGUGCACUUUACUAUUUACCUACGAUCUCAUCAUAAACAAAAAGUUCUUCCGUCGGUAGAAGUUUUAAAAAUGGAUCAGGAAUUUGAUUAUAAAAUGGCAGACGGGGACACACAAUGCGAAGCAGUCGAAAUUUUGAAUUUAAAGCUUUGUAAGCAGUUUAUGUUCAAUAUUAGCUUCCAAUUAUGCGUCUACACCGCAAACGCGAUAUCCUUUUUAGCGCAUACAUGCUCAUAUCGGUGAGAAAAAACAUAGUGACCGCGACGGAUGCUCGCUUAAUUGGAAAUUACGCGAUUUGGUCAGGGAUAAUUCAUCGAGUGCUUAAAAUUGUUUCACCUAUAUAUUUCACGAAGUUUACGAGAUAGCUGUCGUUACUGCCAACGAGUACAUAGGGAAUUUUUACAUAAGUUAAUUAGCCUUGCGCGCCAUUUACAACAGGCUCUUUUUUGAGCAACAUCGGAAGCUAAUGUUAAGAAAAAAGAAGUACCGCACCUUUUAUUACAGUUGUGCAGUGCUUCACAUUGCCGUUUUGGUCGGGUGUACAUUAUUCCAUCUUUUUAAGCGCCUCUCUCAUUGCACGGGAAGAAAAAAAAAACACGUAGUAUUUAUUUCACAGAGCUUGUACAUAGCUAAUCAAAAGCAUCCUCGACAAUGGUGCGCAAAUUUCCCACGAACUUGGCGAAAAUUGUGUUGUGACAAGUAUCAUUCAACAUUCCCUCGCGAGGGUGAAGAAGGCACGCCAUUUUUUCUUGGAGCUGACGAUCCUUUGAUAGGCCCUCGGCCACCACGAUACCCUGCUUGUGCCAGGAUAAAAAGAAAUGUGGGUUAAAUAUUUAUCUUCCGUGAAAUCGUCAGGACGUUGCCUUCGUGGCGUUUUACUUUUUCAUAAAGUAUAGAAUAAUAUAAAAGAUGAAUAUAUAUGUCACCGCGUUCGACACAGGUACACACUGUUACUCUAAGCCCUCCUCUAUAUUUCAGUUCCAGACACGCGCCUGACAUGUCUCCACAACUUGGACCACUCAAAACCCUCAUUGUUGCAUCGUGACUCGGGCAAUCCCACACAGUCUUCAUAGCGCCGCACGUGUCUAACACAUAAGGUGUUUGGCCUGUUUUACGGAUUAUAAUUUUACGGUUCUUCAGCGUACAACUAUCGAUCUCGCACAAUUAAGACCUGAGUUACGCGCACAUAAUAUCCGAACAAAAGCUUCAGCUCUCGUGUCGUUUUUCUUCGUUUGUUUUGUGUACGCUGUCGGUCAUAAUAGACCCCUUUCAAAAGUCCAUCAGACAACACUGACGGCUGUCGUAUUUUUUUGGAACCGAGCACGGACUCGUGUUCAGAGCGUGCUGCUCAAUGUGGAUGCCCUGAAAAUAUGGCGACUUAGGAGCGGCUCCUGAAGCGCGCGCACUUUUGAAGGGGGCUAUUGUGCCUCUGGCAAAUCGAUCCUCUCACGCAAAGACGGAAAAACGACGGAAACAAUAACGGAGUGUACCUGCGCCCUCCUUCUCUUACGUCUCCAGAUUAUCUUCGAUGAUCAAUGUUCUAGCUUACGUGUAGCUCGACUACGUAUCUUUAAUACGUUGUUGUGUGCACAGGGACGAAUAUGAGGAAGACGCUUGAGGCCUGUGGAGCAGGAUAUAUUCGUGCUAAGAUACGCUUUCAGCGAAAUAUAAAAACAAGCAUAAAAAAAGCAGGCAGUAUGUCGAGCAUCUUUCAACUUCUUAGAAGACGUCAGGUGCGUGUACUCGUCUGACUGUCAUUGUAAAUUUUAAAAAUUCGAUGACAAAUUAUGCGACGGAUUCUUUGUAAAAAUUGCGAAAGCAAAAUGUUCACGAAUCCUCGGAAAUUUGUAAUUUAAACAUGUGGUGAAAGCUCACGCAGAACUAUCUUUCACGCACACCUCAGUCUCCAUGCACGCUGCAAACUUUCUAAAUGUGGUACUGGUUGUUCUGGUCAUCCUUCGCAACUACCGUGUGGAAUGUUUUGCCUCAAACUACCCUUUGUAGGCUGUCUUCACCUCUACCUCUUGCGAUGUCUAGAUUCCUAGAUUGUGCUCUCAACCAGAUAGCCUUUACGUUUCCCGCCCUCCGUCUCACCUUAGCGUCAGCCGCCUCGCAGGACCAGCCGAGUCAACCGUCUUUCAUUGCGGCUGAUGUCCACCGCAAUAAGGAGUUUUCGUAGAUCGUUUCUGACGUCCCACAAGGCUCUCCGCAACACCCUACGAGAUAAGAAUCUCUGCAGACAAGUCUAGCGGCGCGCAUGCGUAGUAGCAGCAUCCUCGUUGCGCACAGCCUAGCGGACGGAGGAGAGCGGUCUACGAAAAUUUUCCACUCAGAUGUGUAAGCGAGAUUUCGGUUUGUUGGUCGAAAUUCAGAGAGAGAGAGAGAGAGAGAGAGAAUGAACUUCAUUAAAGGACACAAAUUGAGUGUUAAAAAUUAAUAUGAAACAGUUCUUCGCUGGGGCGUGCCAGAUACCCUCUGUAGUUUCGGCUAGUAAACGUGCGAAUUUUCCAUCUUGGCUUGGACUCUGUUAGUUCAGUUUGUCCUGAGGUGAAACGGAGUUUCUGAGUUGUCGAGAGAGUACCCCACUGCCCCAUCCGCCACGGAUUGUUCAAGUCGUUUUGCGGGACCGUGAAGCCGAUUUUUCGCGCCGACGUCUUUGAACGACUCUGGAAGAAUCUUCAAGUUGGCGAAUCGUAGUAUAGCGAUACGGCAAGAUAAAUAACAAAGCUUGAGAAUCGGUAAACUUCGUAACUCGCCGUAAGUCAGGGCGCACAGAAGAGGGACACCCGUUGCAGUCUCUGACAUCCUGAUUUGGCUUGAACCGAAGGUCACAGAUUAGCGUUUGUACUGCACUGGCCAAAUUUCCCAAGUAAAGCGGAGAAAUCGGGCGUCAUUUCAAAAGAUAGGAAAACAUAUCUUAGUUGAACGUUGAUGCUGCACUCGUGUCCAAUCGGUGGUACCCGUGCUCAGAUAAACAGCCGUACAGCAUUGGUCAAAUGUAACAGGGAAAGCGGAUAACUGAGGCGCCGUUUUACAAAACGGAGAAUUGUUACGAGGAUGCAUGAACCUGUGCAGAGUAACAACUCUUCGCAUUUGUGAGCCCAAACAAUUGCGGCGUACUUGAACAAACCGUGACGGUGAGCUGUGUUCUGAAUAGACCCUUUUCAAACGCCCAUCAAGCAACAUUGACGGUUGCCAUUUCUUGGACGCCAAACGUGUGAUUGGAUCCGAGACGUUGCCGAACGCUUACACAGCCUUCGUGUCCAAUACGUGCUCAGAGUUUGUGACCAAGCAAUGACGAGGGCGCGGACUUUUGAAAAUGGUGUAUUGUCGAAUGCGACAUGCUAACCUCUUCGUAGAAACUGAUGAUAUACUUCGCGUCAGUUCUUUAUUUUCUCGCCCAAGAGCAAUCUUCUCCUCCUACUAGUGUACUUCCUUUUCUUUUUCUCUCGUGCCCGUCAAAAGUGUCGAAUGUGGAACAAAGAAAAUAAACGCUGCGUGUCACAAUCCAA